AUGAGUGUGGGCGUAUACAACUCUCCGAAUUGUGAACUAAAGACCGAUCAAUCUUCGUACUUUUCGUUGCACAUGCCCUCGGCAUAUAUAUCCAAUGACAAGACAUGCGCAGGAUAUUUUGACGUGGAACCACAAAAUGAUGGUAAAACUCCUUAUUUCGAUGUGCAAAAGUGUCAACCUGCCGAGACGCCCUACUUUGACUGUGAACCAGUAGAUACUCCGUAUUUUGAGGAAUUGAAGAAGAAAUCUGAAGCAAGAAUCAAUGGCGGAGUUUCAACUACGGCGUCUAUUCAUUCGUCACUCCCCCGAUCCAAGUUGCUCAGACAACCCAACAAGCCUUCUGUUCGGCCUUCGUUGCAAGCUCUGACUUCUGCUGCACCGCCCGCUCAGUCGUUUCACAUCGUUUCGGUCGGCAAUUUGGCCGAAAUGAUCAGAUUGCAGACAUCGAACGAAUCUUCGCUAGCCGGUUCCGUCAUUCUUCUGCUCGACCUUCGAGCAUUUUCUCAAUUUGCUGAAAACCAUAUCCGCAUGGCUGUCAACAUUUGUGUCCCUUCGACUCUGCUCCGUCGAGGCUCUUUCACUCUCGAUAAGGUGUGCGACAUGCUGGUCAGUGAAUAUGACAAGCAAGUCUUUGGUGAAUGGGAGAAAUUCGAGAAUAUCGUCUUAUACGACAGUAACACAGAAGACCUGCAAGAGGGUAGUUCCUUGACCCAUCUGUGUAAAAAAUUCAAAAUGUCUGGUUGCAAAGCAAAUAUUGGAUGGUUGAAAGGUGGUUUUAUGGCAUUCAGCUCAAAAUACACCGAUCUCUGCGAACGCACUGAAUCUAGUACUAGACCGUCUACGUUUCCACGUCGCACGUUUUCUGCACCAGCACUCAUGCGAAAGCCAGGAACAUUCACCUGUCCAACCCCUGUUAUUGAAAUGAAUGGCGUGAAUCCAUUCUUCUCUAACAUAAGGCAGAACUACGAGCUGAUUGGAGGAAUUACAGAAACAGUCCCUGUAAGAUUUCCGGAAGGAAUACCAAUCCACGCAUCUCAGUUACCAGCCUUUUUGAGGGAUAUUUGUUCGGAAAAUUGUGGGAAAGAUAGGCUAGCCGAGGCGUUUUAUGAAAUUGAACGAACGGAACAACGUAGACUUCAAUCACUGAUGCUUCAGAAUGCCAACAAACCAACAUCAGACUUUGCAUAUUCGAUAUCUGCGGGUAUAGAAAAGGGUACGAAAAACCGCUACGGUAACAUUUGGCCGUACGACCAUGCCAGAGUCAAGCUCGGCGCAUGUAGAGAAGGUGAAUGUGACUAUAUCAACGCGAGCUAUGUUCAAGCAGACGAAUCGACCACAAGAUACAUUGCGACGCAGGGGCCAAUGCCAGCUACAUACGGAGAUUUUUGGAAAGUUAUCUGGGAGCAGAACUGUUCGGUCAUUGUUAUGUUGACCAAAGAAGAAGAAGCCGGAAGGAUUAAAUGUCACAGGUAUUGGAGCGACUGCACCAAGAUGCCUUGCAAUUUCGGCAAAUUGUCUCUUUUAAACAUUUCUGAAAACACAUCUCUAUGUGACUCUGGCGCUUCGAUAACAAUACGCAAGUUUUCUCUAUCAAAUUCGGACUAUGCCAAUGCUCCACCUCGCAUAAUAACUCAACUACACUUUCUCGGAUGGCCCGAUUUCGGUGUCCCCGAUAGCCCGUUGCAGCUAUUGCAUCUUAUCAACAUGGCCAACGAGUGUCAGCUCGAGUCUGGGAAUACCGGGCCUAUGGUCGUACACUGUUCUGCAGGAUGCGGACGAACCGGUGCGUUUUGCACGGUUGAUACGGUUCUGAAAAUGUUGAAACGAAGCAUGAAUAUGCAAGAUAUCCAAGAAGAUGUGAUCAAUUACGUCGUUGAAAAGUUUAGAGAACAGAGAUUGAGCAUGGUCCAGAACUUGAGGCAAUUUGCGUUCUGCUACGAGGCGGUCAUUUGGGAUUUACUAGGAGCGGCGCGAUGA
Molecule: messenger RNA, 1977 nt
Organism: Paraglomus brasilianum
Lineage: Eukaryota; Fungi; Glomeromycota; Glomeromycetes; Paraglomerales; Paraglomeraceae
Source: the annotation of a GenBank genome assembly